Messenger RNA from Chroicocephalus ridibundus (black-headed gull), 11928 nucleotides. It is a transcript of the gene KCNK12, whose product is annotated as potassium two pore domain channel subfamily K member 12. The record is from RefSeq and is a predicted model, not a curated record. The coding region runs from base 193 to 1440 and encodes 415 amino acids. The transcript has 2 exons. Gene Ontology annotation, cellular component: plasma membrane. Gene Ontology annotation, biological process: potassium ion transmembrane transport; stabilization of membrane potential. Gene Ontology annotation, molecular function: outward rectifier potassium channel activity; potassium ion leak channel activity. Lineage: Eukaryota; Metazoa; Chordata; Aves; Charadriiformes; Laridae.
GGCGAACCCGGCGGCCCCGGGGCGCCGCCGCCGCCGCCAGCCGGGCGGGCAGCCCCGCCGGGGGAUGACUCAGAGCCGCGGCCCCUGCAGCGAAGCCGCCGCCGCGCCGGGCUCCGCGCCGCGCCGCCCCAUGCCCGCGCCCCCCGCCGGGGGCCGCCCGCCGCCCGCCGCGCCCGCCCCGCCGCGCACCGGAUGAUGCCCCCGCGGGGGGCGGCGGGCUCCUGCCGCCGGCGGCGCCUGGCGCCCCUCAACGAGGACAACGGGCGGUUCCUGCUGCUGGCCGCCCUCAUCGCGGCGUACCUGAGCGCCGGCGCCACCGUCUUCUCGGCCCUCGAGAGCCCGUCGGAGGCGGCGGCGCAGCUGCGCUGGAACCGGACCCUCCACAACUUCAGCCGCAUCUUCAACAUCAGCCUGCCGGAGCUGCGCGCCUUCCUGCGGAGCUACGAGGCGGCCAUGGCCGCCGGCAUCCGCGUCGACGCCCUGCGGCCCCGCUGGGACUUCCCCGGCGCCUUCUACUUCGUGGGCACCGUCGUCUCCACCAUAGGUUUCGGGAUGACCACACCAGCAACUGUGGCUGGAAAAGUAUUCCUCAUCGUUUAUGGCCUUUUUGGGUGUGCUGGAACUAUCCUUUUCUUCAACCUCUUCUUGGAGCGCAUUAUCUCUCUCCUGGCGUUUAUCAUGAAGGCGUGCCACGAGAGACAGCUGCGAAGAAGUGGUCUCCUACCUCCCAACUUCCGAAGGGGGCCAGCUAUGGCGGGGGUGGGCAGCCUCGUGGGGUGGAAGCCAUCCGUUUACCACGUGAUGCUGAUUCUGGGAAUUUUUGCCAUUACCCUUUCCUGCUGCGCCUCCGCAAUGUACACGGCGGUGGAAGGAUGGAACUACGUUGACUCCUUGUACUAUUGCUUUGUCACCUUCAGCACCAUCGGCUUUGGAGAUUUGGUAAGCAGCCAAAAUGCUGCGUACCAAAAUCAGGGAUUAUACAGAUUUGGAAACUUCAUAUUUAUAUUAAUGGGGGUAUGUUGCAUAUACUCUCUUUUUAAUGUCAUCUCAAUCGUAAUCAAGCAAGUUUUGAACUGGGUGUUGAAAAAAUUCGAAUGCAGAUGUUGCCCAAAGUGCCAUAAAUCAAGUGCCCGCCUCGGACGUCGCAACGCCAUCACCCCAGGAGCCCGCCUACGACGACAUAACAUCUCAAUGGAUGCUGAUGGACAGUACGACAGCGACACCGAGGGGAGGAGGCUCUCUGGAGAGAUGAUUUCCAUGAGGGAGCUCACAGCAUCGAAUAAAGUCUCCCUGGCCAUUUUGCAAAAGCAGUUGUCUGAGACGGCCAACGGCUACCCAAGGAACGUUUGUAUCAAUACAAGACAAAACGGUUUCUCCGCAGGGGUGGGUGCUCUAGCCAUCAUGAACAACCGCUUGGCAGAAACGAGUGAUUCUAGGUAGAGUUUUUGAAAUUCCUUUUGUUUCUUAAAAAAAAAUAAAAUUGUGAUUAGGGUGGAAUUGUCACUGUAAGCUACUGGAAAGUUUUAAAUUCAGAGACAGCCUUAGUAUUUAUUGGGCAUUCAGCAUUUUAGUUUCUGGAGGUUUUAUAAGUCUUCUCUAAUAUGCAGUAACACCUUUACUGUAAUGUUAUGAUUUUCCCCAAAGGGUUUUUUGGAAAAGGCUUGAAUGUCUUUGAUGCAGAAUCUGAUGCAAGUGUAGAAGGAUGGUGUGUAGGUAGGAUGGUGUCAAAACCGACAUGUUCUUCUUCAGAACACGAUCUGAACCCAAACUCUGGGUUAAAAUGCAUAAAAUGGGCAAGUUCGGCUCCAGAUUCAAACUUGGGGUUGAUAAGCUUUGGCUAAACCAGUAUCUCACAGUUUGUUGAAGUCUGGAUCUGGCCCUGAACUUUGUGCUCGAUGCUCUUCAGCAAUUCUUUGUAGCAGGCCUGUAUAUAACAUACGUGUAGAUGACUGCAGUUACACCAGCUUUAGGGUGACUGUGCUUCACUUGAAUAAUCCUACUGACUUCAAUGGUAGACGAUCAAAUGGGCUGAUUCCCCUGACUACAAAUGAUAGUUUUUAGCCAGUCUUGCCUGAAGCGCUACCAGCUGCUACCUAACUCUUAGAAGUCAGGGGAUUAUCAAGAACUGUGUCAGAAGGUGCAAAACUGUUCUUACCUACUGAAUAACUGAAAACUGGAAAUUGUCAACUUCCUUACUGACUUAAUUUAAUGCAAGAGAAGCCAGUGCGCACCUCUGGUGUCAAAUGUUUGCAUCACCACUGAAAUUCUUAUUUCACUACUUUUACAUGAAAAUAAGUAGCUAAAAUGAAUGUAGGCUCUCUGUUGUCUUAAAUUUGCAUCUUUUGCUUCUGCAUUGUUGCAGAGAUUCAUGCAAAUGAUUUCCUUGCAGUUCUUUGGAGCACCCAAGCCUGUACUUGUUUCCCACAAAUCUGAUUGUGUAAGGUUAUAGAGAAGAGCAUUGCUUUGAAGCCCCCCCAGAAGCUGGCUUCCCCCAGAACAUUGGUACUAAGUCCUAAAAUGGCCUAAGGCUGUUGCUACUGUCUUAAGUCAUAUUUCACUUGUGCUAGCCCAAACCGCUGAAGAACCAGAAGCAUCUUCGAGCAGACAUGGUCUAAGUGUCCAGUUUAGCAUGACAAGUGAGCGCACAGGAAAUUACUGCAGAUCUUUUUCAGAAAUACGCGCAAAGCUUUGGAUCAUUUCUCUAAAUUCUCUAUACUAUGCCACUCCUUUAAUGCUGUGAAGGUAAUAAAAAGGCUUCUGCUGAUUCCAGCAAGAAAUAUAACUUAAGCUUGAAGUCCGAGAAGCCACAGUGGUCAGCUCUUGAAAACAACUUGGGCAAUUAUAAGCAAGAUGAUAAGUACUAGGUUGAUUGCUGAAUAAAUUGAAAAAGCUGGUGAAAAAAAAACCCAGGAAUAUUAGAAAUGUUUGAAAAUAUUUCCAUGAAGCUUCAAAUAGAUAUUUUAUUCUCUUGUUUACUUACUUUACUUUGUUUCGCAUGGGUUUGAGGUAUCCAUCUGUUUGCUUUCCUUUAAAUUUGUAGUAGCGCAAAACAUUUUGGAAUUUAACCUCAGAAAACUAACUUUUAAUUUGAGGUUUUGCACACUUGAGCCUGCCAGCUGAAGUAUGGCGGUGAUUGUAUCUUUUGCCUGAAGGAGAAGGAACCAGAGCAGCAGAUAAACCGUCACACAGGGAACUGUAUCAUGCUGUAAACACAGUCACAGCUUUAAUCAAGAUGCUUUUGGCCAGAAACACUCGAUGGUGUUUGUGUUCUGUAUCUAUGUGAUACGGUCUCAUACUUAAGCAGUAUGUGGUAUGGAAGAGCCCGCAUUCAAGAGGCUUUUAUCUGGCAGGAGCUUCCCUGGUGGCAGAGACCCCCUGAGGUCCAUGUGUCCAUGUGCCUGUCUGUCUGUGCGCUUCAUCUCAGAAGCCACGUUUGAGUGGCCCUGUGAAGAAGCAGGCAGAGGUCAAAGUGUUUGGUGACUCUAAUUUGAAGCUCACCAAAGGAUAAAUUUAAGUGGGAUGUGUAGGGGCAGGUCAUGGUCUGGGAAAGACUCAAAGAUCGACUGCAAAGACUCAGUUCAGGGAGGCGACUUCCAGAGCCGCAUGGACCACUUUUGGAAACAGCAGAGACAGGGAACAUAAAGAAUAAAAAUUUGCUCUUGUCCCUCGGGAUUACCCCCAGGGGUAAAUCUCUUUAGCUAUGACGAUUUAUGUGUUUGUUUAUUAAGAGUGCGUAUGUGGCGCUGCUCUCUUUCUGCAGCUAGACCUCUCUUAGGGUUGUAUCUUGGUACAUUUGCCAUCACGGGGACUAUUACUCAUUAGAAUGGACCCCAUUGUGUGAAGUGCUGCAUAAAUCGAGGCAGACGGGCUCUGUCCCAAAGGUCGUAAGAGUUUGAAGAGAUAGGAUCCCAAGGCACAGCAGAAUUACUUAGGUUUAUCAUUUUACUCAUAAAAACAUGUUCAAAUGCAUUAACAUGCUGUAAGCUCAAGAACUGUAUUUUUAUGAUAACAAAUUUGCAAAUUAAGGGUGUUUAUUUUUUCAGUAAGUUGUUUUUAAAGGAUAAAUAUUAUAACUAUGAUUAGGGACCUAUUUAAAUGUCUGUAAAUUGUUUUCAAACUACCUAUUCCUGCCUGGGAAAUGCAGUGAAGUAAUACAAAAUUGUACAUACCUCCUUUGCUAUUUCUGUACUUUUUCUGAGUCCACUCAAAGGCAGGCACGCAGUCUGUCGUAAUAUGAUUUAAAGGUUUCUGAGUCUUUUUGGUGCCAUUGGCCACAGUGGUGCCAUUGCAGGACCCUUUGCGGUUCGUGUUCACUUCAGGGGGAGUUGGAUUGGCUCCCAGAGCUGGGUUCCCCAAGGGACUUGGACAUCUGAUGGCUACUCUAUGCACUUAGGUCCAAUGUUUCUUUACUCCCAAGAUCCUCGAUAAACUCCAUUCUGCUCCUCCUUAGCCUCAGAGGCAUAUAAAGUGCAUGCCCAGUUUUUCACCAGCGCCCCUGUUUCUUGCAGCACACAUAUCCUCAGAAGCUGACACAACUGAACCACAGGGACCCCCCAGCUCGUGUAUAAGCGCCAUAAAAAUUGCCAACCCCGUCUGGCUUAGCUAGGGCCAGUUUAUGAGGGGGUUCAGAGCACAAUUACUGAACUGGGUCUCACAAGGAGUGGCCUUACAGUUCCCUCAUACUCAGUAGCUGAAGUAUUUUUCAAGGAUGCGUGAAAACCAAGCUCCAAAUGUCUACUCUUCUGCCUGCUAGCGCUACCCAUCACCCCUGUGCAUGAGCACAUGAGCCAAGAGGACAUAGGAGAUUUGAAAUCAGGCUUUCCUAGUCCUUCCUGCACUUUCCUUAGCUUUUUUUUUAAGGACAGCUUCUCUGUAAGCUUGCCAGACUUGGGCACCUAACUCCUCUCUUUUAUUGUGCGUGGUCCAACUCGGGAUUCCCCAGGGCAGCCUGCUCCUUUUGUGAAUUAAACCCUAAAUGUGAACCAGUUGCACCAAGCGCAAUCCCUCCUGGUAUUUCAUUUUCACAGACAAAGCAGAUACCUGCAAUACCCGGACACAGGCUGAAGCACAAGAAAUCAGAAGGAAACUGAAGGAACAGAGUGGGACAGUGAAAGCACACUGCACUAGAUUGCACUUUCUUUUCAGGUAACUUGGGAGUUGUAUUACAUUCUUGAAAUGGUAUUUUUUCCCCCAGGUUUAAUUUUUGGACAGCCUUGAAAGAAUGCAAUUGAUUUAGGAUUUAAAAGUUCAUCUUCCCUGAUACAAACCCCCUGUGCACCACCCUGCAGAACAGCAGCGGUGACUCCUUGCUGGCACAGACCCCGACAUCCCAGUUGCCCGCUGAGCAGCUGUAGCGGCAGCACAGACGGGAGCUCAGACCCCGUCCCCCAAAAUGGUCUUUUGCUGUCUGAGCCUGAGCAGAGCAUUCGGCAGCAGCAGAAAGCUCCAGGGCUUAGGACUUCUCUGUGAGCCAGCCCCCUGCGAGAGCAAUGAUUGUCCAGGCAGGAGCUGCUCCAACCUCCAGCAAGAAGGGAGGAGAUACCGUGUCCACCUGGCCCGUGUGCUGUCACCUUGCUGAUGGGAAUUAGAAUUUAAGUGAAAAUGAAUAAGGGACAAUGAUCAAAUUCAAAUGACAUCUUCUUUCUCCUCUGGAGCUCAGGGCAGAACGGUUACAAGGAACAGUUUCUUGUGAAAGCUAUAACGCUUGGCAAGUCACUACAUUUAAUUCUUGGGGUUUGUCUUCCCUCUGUGUGUCUUGGACAAAGCUUGCAGUCACACUGACAUGUCGUCUGAUUCUCUUUGGUUUCUUCCAAUCUGCAAACACACUUCUCAUUUUCUGCAGAAAAUUCAGAUUGCUUUUAUUUCCUUGCAAUGUGAAGGAUGUCCUUCAGACGAUGUAGAUGUUCAGAGACGUCAUCCCAUUGACCUCAGUCGCAGAUGGAAGUUUCUGAAGGACGAGGCUGUAGUUUGCCUGUCUCCCUGCGGAAGAAGCAUUGCACAAGUAACUCCCAUUACUGCUAGCAAGACGUAAAAAGGUACUUUAGACAAUGGCUGGGGCUUUGCAGCAGUAGGCACAACUAGAAAUGGACAGACAGUCUGUUAUAAAGGAUAUUUGUGCCUCUUUGACAUGUACUUGCUAUUUGAUAACCCAGUUGCCGGCUCCAAUUGCAGCAAAAAUACCUGGUAGAAGACAAGAGAGGUGUAAGAAUCAUGUUAAAGCUUUUGGUGACCACCCCAUGCCGUGCUUGUGUUACCCAGAGACGCCCUGCCAUGCUGCCUGUCGGUGUAGUGCUGGUGUCCCAGCACGGCUUCAGUCCUGGCCCUUGAUCUUUUCUCCUCCCCAGCUUUCUGUGGGUGAAAAUUUGGGUAUACUAUGACCAUUUACCUGUAUUUCAGUCAUGUCUUGCCUUGCUAUUGAAAGGAGGACUGGAGCAGUAGUGGAGGUCAUACAGCCAGGCACGUGGGCUCAGUACAAACCUGAUUGCCUGUGCGGGGUGCAUUUAUAAUUAUAUGAAAAUUAGCUGUAGCAAUGAGACCAUUCUCUCUUUCUUGUGUUUUUCUAACCUUUAACUUGAAAAAUAUUCAGUGACUAAUUAUUACAAUGAAUGUUCAGAGCUAAUCUAAACAAAAAUCAUACUUUGCUGCUUGCUAUCGCGUCUAUGGAUAUGUCUUCUGCUCUAAUUGGAUUACUAACGUGCCUUUCUAAACCAACACACAUUUUCAAUGUUAUAUUUAAAUCAUACAGUAAAUGUUAUGUUACAUAAUAAACUCAGUUAGGCCAUAUUAAUACUUGACUCACACAAAAUAACUAAUCAAGUGUGCAUUUCGCAUUGCACAACCAAUAUGCAAUUGUGGUUUUUUUGUGAAGACUUCCAUAUUUGAGCUCAUACUCUGCUUUUGUGAAUACUCACGCUAGGAAAACAGAAGCAUUGUCAUAGAAUCAUAGAAUAGUUUGGGCUGGAAGGGACCUAUAAAGGUCAUCUAAUUACAUUAUCUGUGGAAAAUGCAGGAAGGUAUGGCCAGUUCCACUGAUAUUCGACUCGUAGGAUAUGCAUAUUGACGUAUGCACAGUAAGCAGUUCAUUAUGCAUUAUAAAUAUGUUGUGUAGCAAUGGCACCGAGGAAGGACUACGUCAGGUUACAUGGCCACAGUCUGAAUGCAGCUACCAGUACAGACGCAUGCCUUUUUUCUUACUCUUUUUGCUUAUUAAACGGAUAGCAUCCGCUCUUUAAUUAGAAUAUACCUUUAAACCAGGAAAAAAAGAAUGCUGCAAUUGCCCUAAAUAUUGCACAGCCAAAAAAAGGUCUAGGAUCAAAUCCAAAUUUUCAGCUCUCGGGAACUGAAAUGGUGUAGUUUUGCUUUGAAUUGGGGCUGCAAACCUGCAGCCUUCCUAUCUAUUGUGUUUAGUCCGUCCUCAGGAAAGGAAAAAGACUGUAGGUAGGGAUACAGUUUAUAGCAGAGAACCCAGUAGUUUGUCAAUUCAGCAUGAGAGAAAAAAAAAUUACAAGUUUUUCUCAAGGUACAGCAAGUGUACUGUUACCAAGGAAUGAGAAGUGUGGGGAAAGGCAGAGGGUCAGAAGUAUUUUCCAACAAAUCCAUUGGAAUACCGAAGACUUGCUUUGCUCUCCAUACGCACGUGCAUUAUGCCCCAUCACAAAAUGGUGGGACGCUGCCGCAGCCCCCAGUAGCUCUGGUAGCAUCACAGGCUCAGCUACGGCAUUUGGAAGGUGGGGAGAAGCGUUUUGUGAGAUGCGGAGGGAAGAGAGCGGGACCGCAUGCUCACACUCACCCCCUGCACUUCAUUCAGGAGGUCAACACUGUCACGGGCCGAUUUUGGGAAGAUGACCACCCAGCCCACUACUGGAAGAAGCGGCCACGCUGAUCCCUUACAGUGAUGAACACUAUUUUGGGUGUAUCGUAGGUGCAGGUUCCCAUGCCUCCAGUCCCCCCAGUCCCAGGGCCAUACUGUGCCCAGGUGUGUGCCAGGCAGCUCCCAAGCCUGGACUCGGCACGAGGAAGCACUGGGCACGAGGAUGCAGGUGGAUUUGAAAUUGUGUAACGGCACCGUCCCAAAUGUUUUCAGGAUUAGCCCCCCCCAGCAGGUGAUGCUUUAUCAGACCAUCUAAGAAAUGCAAAGAUGUUCCCACAAUCCCUUUGUACUUCACAGACUGUAAGAUUACUUUUCUUAGUGAAGUGAGUCACUAAGUGAGUCAAUACAAAAUUAAUGCUUUUACAAGAAUAUACAAUAAACAACGUGAAAAAAAUUACUGAUGUUCCUGACAAUGUGCAAUUCAAACACCAAGGAUUUUCUCAAUGGCUAUCAUCUCCUAAUUUUUGUACUAGUGAAUCAGUUUUAUUCCCUGCAAGUAAAAUUACGCCCAGGAAACUUUUGCUUAUAGUAACAUCCACGAGCUGUACAGGCAGUGCAAGAAUUUCAUUCUAAUUUUAUUGUAAAACCUCAGUAUCUGAAAGCACAACAUCUGAAAAAUGGUUUGGGGGUUUUUGUGUACGUGUGCGGAGACAUUCUUCCCUUCACGUACACAGACACACACAUUUUUAGCUUGCUAGAAUACUAGCUUGUUGUAUACUCUCUGCAAAAAUGCUAGUUCCAAAUUUCAAGCCAAUUAAAAAGACUUCAAUGAUAAUAUAUCUGCUCAAAUGUAUUCCUGUUUAAUUUUUAUUUCUUUUUAAAGGGGCACAGCUUGGUAGCUAUCUCUAAUGCAGUUGGCAUUAUUAUCUGCUAUUACAAAUAUCAAGAAUUUCACUUCUGCAGUUAAUUCCACUGGCCUUGGUAUUUGCUUACUUUUGUGUUUCACUAAGUGUGAAUUACAAAAGGAAUGACCAUUUCUGGGCUGGUUUCUGGUUGGUAUCACUUUCCCAUUUGCAUUGAUUGCAAACAGCUGAAAUAUUAACACCAGCAAAUUAACCAGCAAAUGUUCCCAGACACACCAAAAUUAGACACUUUUCUGAAUUUUUUUGUUAGAAAUUGUUCUGUAAAAUCUAAAUUAUGAGUAUAAAUUACUUGUCAUGGUUGGAAUUAGCAGACUGAAUAUUUUUCCUACCACCAGAAAUCCUUGACAUGAACUCAGUGAAAGAGGCUAAAGAUGCAGCUUUACGUAACAAGUCCUUCCUAUUUUACUUGACCGUUUUAUCUAAUUUGUUUAAACUCUUUAAAGGAAAGUCAGGAGGAUGUAAAUCCCAUUUGGAAAACACCCUACCCUGCACAUUCACUCCUAUGAAAAGAGAUUCUAGAGGGAUUAAAACUGAGACUACUAGAUUGCUGUAAACACAAUUAUAUGUACAAAUCUUCAAAACGUAUUUUUACCUGUUUGGCAACUGCAAAUUAAGGGCAUGGUAAUGAGAUUCUAAUUCAGUCAAAGAAACAUAAAUAAUGGAGCUCCACUCGCUACUGACCGCUUUUAUCAAGAAAACUACCAGUACCCAGCUACAACAUCAAGGGUAACGUAUUGACUCUCGAUGCACAAAGGUGUUAUUUUCGGUGGCUGGGAGCUUACGCUGGCGUGGUUAAAGCCGUUUGGAAAAAUAAAAAAGACUGGCGUUAUCUUGAGAAGCUCGGUGAAGUGCUGCAGCCGGCGCUAGGCUGUUUCUGGCCACCUUUGAACCCCCGUUUGUUCCCAAAACUGGAGCGUUUGGGGCCCAGGUGCAGUUAUCGACUCAUUGUACAUUUGGCCUGUGCGCCGGCAAAGCAGUAACGCCGGGAUCCUGCUUUCCUCAUAAAAUGGAUAGAGAGAUCUAUUUAGGCUUUCUGUAUGAUGACAGCAUAUAUAGGAAUCACAGGAUGAAUCAAUUACCAAGUCUGGUUAUAUUUGCUAAGAGACCUUUAUCGGUAAAAAAGGGGGAAAUUGUCUUGCCACCGUAUGAGUGCAGUGAAGCAACAAAAGAAAGGGUGCUCUGAGCAGAAAGCGAGGCGCUAAAAUAUACGAUUGGGCCCCAAAGCUCAGACACCCGACCCAAAAUCACCGUAGUGUUCAUUUCUAAUGCUCGGUGCACCUGCAUUUUCUCAGUUUCUGGCAGCACUGGUGUAGUCAAGGCUUGUAUUUUCUUCACCUGCAUGAAAGCAAAAUGUAUUUGAGGAUGUGCCUGGGUCUGAAUAGGACUCAGGCAUGGAGUAGCCUCCAUCCCCAAAUUUAAGUGCGCCCGUGGUCCAGAGGCCGUGAAUAUCAGUCCAGUCCUCAGCAGAAAACCUGCCUGGGGGUGUCUGUGUUUUUUGGAGAGGAGCUGGAUGUCACGGCAGCCUGCAGCUGCCUCCUCCGGCCCAGCCUCCCCCGGCGUGGGAUCCAUCCCACCGCCAGCCCCCGGUCUGCAGCCAGCAAAUGUACUGCCAGGAGAGCGGUGCAAAUCAGCAGCAGCGCGGUCAUAUCCCUGCCUCCUUAAUGGGCUAAAAACAUCAGAAAAUACAGAGAGCAUUUUCUAUUUUAAUAACCAAAAGGGUGUUGGCCAUUAUUCACAGCCUACACACAAGAUGUCAUGAUUUCCAAUUUUCCUGCGCCAAUCAUUCAAUCCAUUUGACAGCUGACCUUCAAGUGGCUGGCCAUGGUUUUUCAAAAAAAAAAAAAAAGAGGAAAAAAAACCCCAAACAACAAACUACCCAAUAUCAGCAUAUCAGAAAAGCAAAAUAAUCCUAAAUGAGGCAGUAAGGAGCUCACAUGCAAAAAGCUGUGAGCUCCCUGGCAGCAGGAGGAGUUUGGGUUCGGGAGAGCAUCAGUGGGAUGUUUGGGGUGCUGGGCGUUGCCCUGCGAACAGCUGCAGCACCAAAAAUGGCGCUUUUAGAUCAAGUUUCUGCAGCUGUUUCUACGCUGUUAGGGAAAUGUCUCCUCGCCGUUACUGAAAGCAGGGGCUGGCAGCAGAAAUCCUGGGCAAAGUGAAGGGGGCUGCCGGGAAGGCUGGCAUCAGGCUGUCCUGCCAGCCUGGCCUCCCUGCAGGCGCUGCUCCGGCUUUCCCAUGGGAUAGAGGGAACAAAGUUGCUCCUUCAGCAGCUCCUCUGGCAGCUGGCAUCACUCAAUGUACUCCCAAAAAGUUCAACGACACAGAAAUUACCUAAAUAGGCCAAAAGAGCCGGUAGGUUCUAGGAAGCAAAUGCUGCUCUUGCCUGAACCUGGAGUAACUUAGUUGAAUUGCAGGUAGUAAACAGCCUAAUUAAAUAGAUGUAAUGACUUCUAAAUGCUUGCCAGGAGUCAAAAGGACCUGCAUGUAUUUUUCCAGCACAAUUUCAGUUGUGUUUACCGAGUCAAGAGGUGAAAUGAAGAAGCAUAAGUUCCUGUAAAUCGUUGAUUAGAAAACACAGAUUUUUAUUCUCUUUCAGAUGAUGCUUCCUAGCAAGACAUUAAACUGGAAAAAAAAUGUCAAGAUUGAAAUCUAUUUAAACAGGUGGCAUUUUUAAAAAUGCUUUAAUUCUGGGUUGACAGGAACUUUGCCUCCAACACCUACCAUAAUUGUGAGUGCUUUUAACGAAAUCGGUCCCAUUUUUGAUGUCAGCUCAGGACUCCUCCACUCUCAGAUCUUUGAAUGAAGAGGACUAAAAGCCAUAUCCAAAGCCCAUUCAAUACCGAUCACAUUUCUACUGGUACGUUAUAUACAGUUUGCAGACAAAAAUGGGAAUUUUGAGCUUGGAACCCCUUCAUUCACAGAAGCACGGCUACGGGCCUCGGAGGCAGAGCCGGCUGAUGCGCAGCCGCGUGGCCAAGUGGUGCUGAGGUGGAGGAUGCGCAGAGCUGGGAGUUAACGAGACCGCAGAAGAACCUGCUGAUGACGUUCGGGGAACAUUCCUGUGUGGUUUUUUAACGCUGUGAUACACGACCGAGUAUGAAUUCUGUACAAUCUGGGAGGAUGUCAAAUUCCAGGUGACGUUUGGAUUGUUGCAAUUAAGCUAUUACAAAGACUUUUGAAAUAAACAGGAGAAAAACGUUG